UUGUUCUCAAAGUUGUAUUGAGUGAUUGUCGUCAUUAAUGAUGCUUUUGUAAACCCUAAAUCCAACAUAAACACCAACUCAGUUACUUGUGUAAAUAACAAUUUAAGUCACUCUCAAUGGUAGCCAUUUACUACAACAAUACUUACCUUUUGAAACUCUCUUUGCGUUUUAUAUUUGGGAAAAGCAAACUUGCUAGCUUUACACUUUCACAACUUUUCAUUCAAUGUGAGUAGUGACCAUCUACAUCCGAAACAGGAAACAGUCACAGAACAAACCAAUUAUUAAAUUCAAAGAAUUCAGAUUUGCUUGCAAACAUAGGAAGUGAAACAAGAUGCCAAGGGCUCCCAUAAGCACAAAAUGCACCAGGAAAGAAGCCAAUAGAGGAGCUUGGACAGCUGAAGAAGACCAAAAGCUUGCUCAAGUAAUUGAAAUUCAUGGUCCAAAGAGAUGGAAAUCAGUUGCAGAAAAAGCAGGUCUGAACAGAUGUGGAAAGAGUUGCAGAUUGAGAUGGAUGAAUUAUCUUAGGCCCAAUAUAAAGAGAGGCAACAUAUCAGACCAAGAAGAGGACUUGAUACUAAGGCUUCAUAAACUGCUUGGAAACAGGUGGUCUUUGAUUGCUGGAAGACUACCAGGUCGAACUGAUAAUGAAAUCAAGAACUAUUGGAAUUCUCAUUUGAGCAAGAAAAUAAAGCAAAAUGAGAAGCAAAACAGAAGUUCAAGAUUGCAAGAAUCGGUGCUUGAAAAUUCUAAGGUAAACCAGAUGGACUCUGCACCGACGGGGAGUGAAGAAGGUUUUUCCAAGAGAGAUGAUGACUUCACAUCUUGCGUCAAUGGUGAUACCUUUUUUGACUUUUAUAACCAGGAGCCUCUUAACUUGGAGUGGAUGAGUCAAUUUUUUGAAAUGGAUGAGAGCUGGUUUAACUUUGUGUGAUAUCUAAAUUUUGUCUUUCUCCAUCAAGUUGGUUGUAGUUAUGUUCUUCAGCUGCUUUACCCAAAGAGCCUUUGGUAAUCCAAGGAAAAUCCUCCAGUUUUCGUUCUCUGUCCUAAUGCUGACUAAGGUUUUUCCUUGGAUUAACAAGUGGGAAUGUCAUGAUCUUUCCUUCUUUUCUUCCUUAUUCAAUUAGUAUAAUUCAGAUUGUUCUAUUCCAAGGGUAGCUACUCCCAACAACCAAAAGAUAAAUACUUAAAUAC
This is a messenger RNA of Durio zibethinus, 1191 nucleotides long. RefSeq names its product transcription factor MYB114-like. Lineage: Eukaryota; Viridiplantae; Streptophyta; Magnoliopsida; Malvales; Malvaceae. Gene Ontology annotation, molecular function: transcription cis-regulatory region binding. Gene Ontology annotation, biological process: regulation of DNA-templated transcription; cell differentiation. Gene Ontology annotation, cellular component: nucleus. The record is from RefSeq and is a predicted model, not a curated record.